This is a messenger RNA of Kogia breviceps (pygmy sperm whale), 1002 nucleotides long. RefSeq names its product serine protease 38 (gene PRSS38). The record is from RefSeq and is a predicted model, not a curated record. Lineage: Eukaryota; Metazoa; Chordata; Mammalia; Artiodactyla; Physeteridae. Gene Ontology annotation, molecular function: serine-type endopeptidase activity. Gene Ontology annotation, biological process: proteolysis.
AUGAGGUACUCCCACCUCAUGGCCGCUGCUCUGACCGGCCCUCGCACUGGGCCUGGAGAGUCCAGGACCCCGAGCCUCCUCAAGCUCCUGUUUCUCCUGCCUCACACCCUGGCUGCAGCCACGGCCCACAGGCACCCUGCCAGUGAGGGGGUCGCCUUUAGCCGUGAUGUGGCUUGUGGCCAGCAUCAUAUGGAGGGGAAGAUCAUGGGAGGCGUGGAUACCCUCGAGAAAAAGUGGCCGUGGCAGGUCAGUGUGCACUAUGCAGGCUUCCACAUCUGUGGUGGGUCCAUCAUUGAUGAAUACUGGAUCCUGUCAGGCCACUGCUUUGACAGGAACAAGAUCACUGAAGCAUUUGAUAUGUAUGUGGGCCUUGUGGACCUCAGGGUUGCAGGCAAUCACACCCAAUGGUUUGAGGUGAAUAAGGUGAUCAUACACCCCACAUAUGAAGUGUACCAUCCUGGUGGAGGUGACAUCGCUCUGGUGCAGCUGAAAACUCGCAUUGUGUUUUCCGACUCUGUGCUUCCCAUAUGUAUUGCACCUCCGGAUGUGACUCUUUCAAACCUUUCUUGCUGGGCUACAGGAUGAGGAUCCAUCUCCCAACAAGGAGACACUUCAGACAAGCUGCAGGAGGUGCAGCUCCCUCUGGUCCCAUUGCCCCUAUGCCAGCUGCUCUAUGGACACACGUCGUACAUUCUGCCGGACAUGCUGUGUGCGGGGGACCUCAGGGACAUGAAGACUGCAUGUGAGGAUGACUCUGGGGGCCCUCUUGUCUAUGAAUUCAACCACACCUGGAUGCAAAUUGGAGUAGUGAGCUGGGGGCAUAGUUGCACAUACCCUAUGUAUCCUGCAGUUUAUGCCCGAGUCUCCUUUUUCUCAGAAUGGAUUCAUUAUCACGUAGAAAACACACCCUUACCUCUUCAGCCACUCCCUACCCUCUCCUCCACUGCAGGGGCUGCCAUCAAUGUCCUUGUGACCUCGCCGGCUGUCCUGUCAACGUUGUAA